Messenger RNA from Empidonax traillii (willow flycatcher), 1102 nucleotides. RefSeq names its product mitochondrial ribosomal protein L10 (gene MRPL10). Lineage: Eukaryota; Metazoa; Chordata; Aves; Passeriformes; Tyrannidae. The record is from RefSeq and is a predicted model, not a curated record. The coding region runs from base 61 to 822 and encodes 253 amino acids. The transcript has 5 exons. Gene Ontology annotation, cellular component: mitochondrial large ribosomal subunit. Gene Ontology annotation, molecular function: structural constituent of ribosome. Gene Ontology annotation, biological process: translation.
GGCACACAGGAAGCGCGCGGGCCUCCAGCUUCCCACAGGGCCCUGCGAGGCACGGCCAAGAUGGCGGCGCUGAGUGGGGGCACGGGGUGGCUGCGAGGCUGGCUGCCCGCGCUGCGGCUGGUCCGGCGCGGCUCCAAGGCGGUGACGCGGCACUGGAAGGCCAUGCACUUCCAGCGGCAGAAGCUGAUGGCCGUCACCGAGUACGUGGCCCCCCGGCCCGCCGUGCCCCCCCGCUGCCUCCCUGCGCCCAGGGACCAGCCCCAGGAGGAGGACGGCUACGUGCGGCUGCUGCGGCGGCAGGUGGAGCAGGCGUUCCGGAGCAGCCGCAUGGUGGCCGUGUGCCAGUACAAUUCCAUGCCGGACGAGGACGUGGCCACCAUGCGCCACUACCUGCGCAGGCACAACAUCGAGGUCAAGUUCGUCCUCAACGAGAUUGUCCGGCCGGUGCUGGAGCAGUCCAAGUACAGGAACCUCCUCCCGCUCUUCGUGUGCCGCAACAUCCUGCUGGUGAGCCCGGAGACACGGGCCAGGGAGAUGCUGCGGGUGCUGAAGGGAAUUCCUCAGGUCAACCUCCUGGGCGCCUGCAUCGACGACACAAUCCUGAGCCGGCAGGGAGUGGAAAACUUUGCCCAGCUGCCGUCCCUGGAGGCCUCCCAGGGGCAGACGGUGGGAGCCCUGGCCCUCCUGCCCUCCCAGACCUCAUCCCUGCUCCAGCGUGGCCCUUCCCUCCUCACAGCGCUCCUGGAUGAGCACAUCCGCCGGCUCCGGGAGGCGGGGGCGCCUGGGGAGCCCCCUCAGGAGCAGGGAAAAGGGAACCAUUGAUGCAGGGCCCUGGGACCGGCUCCUUCCCCCGCUGUGGGAGCCUCUCAGGGCACAGGGAAAGGCUGGCACCUGGGAACUGGCUGCUUCCCUGGAUGUGGGACACGGGGGGUAACCUGGGGAGCAUCCCCCCAGCCUGGAAUGUGGGAGAUCAGACCGUGGGAAUUGGCUCCUUCCCCGGCUGCGGGACAUGGGGGGUCCCAGGGAGACCCCUCCAGACUAGAACACAGGGAAUCACCGAUGCUGGACCCUGGGAAUUGGCUCCUUCUCCAGCUGCAGGACA